CCCGAGUCUCCAACGUGGUCUGUGAAAUCAUUACUGUUACCUCCAGCCAAAUAUAAAGGAGAUAUUAAUGUUCAGGAUCAGCAAGAAGUAAAAAUCACACAACACGAAUUUCUAAGCUUAUUAAAAAUGGCAAGAUUACAAUUCUCAAAUUCAUCUAUACUUAAUGAUAAUUCAUUUAACAACAAAAAGUCAGAUGUAAAGGUAGAAAAUAACAAAACAUCAAAUCCUCAGAUAGAAUUAAAUAAAGAUAUAAGUAUCUUGUGCAAUUUUGUAAGGCAUGUACAAAGUGUUGAUGUUUCUAAUAUAGAACCACUAAGAAGUUUUUGGACCACAGAAGUUGAAAUUGGAUUGAGAAAUGAAGAUGUAACGAAUAUAUGUGAUCUUGGGAAGGUUGAUGAAAAUGAAAGGGACAUGAGAGAUUAUGAUGAGAUUAAAAAAGAAAACAUAUUACUGAAGA
Molecule: messenger RNA, 457 nt
Organism: Racocetra fulgida
Lineage: Eukaryota; Fungi; Glomeromycota; Glomeromycetes; Diversisporales; Gigasporaceae
Source: the annotation of a GenBank genome assembly